Messenger RNA from Gossypium arboreum, 3432 nucleotides. RefSeq lists its product as uncharacterized. Bases 481 to 2604 code for a protein of 707 amino acids. Gene Ontology annotation, molecular function: nucleic acid binding. The record is from RefSeq and is a predicted model, not a curated record. Lineage: Eukaryota; Viridiplantae; Streptophyta; Magnoliopsida; Malvales; Malvaceae. The transcript is spliced from 6 exons.
AAGGGCAAUUUAGGCAUUUGAAUAAAACCAAAAUGGGUUUUUCUAGAACAAUUGGUCUCUGCCUUUUUGGAUUCGAUAAUAAUGGUUUUUUUUUUUUUUAAAACCCUAAUUUCACCAUUGUUUCCAUUUUCUCCCCAUUUUCUCUCUCAAAAUCCUAAAAAGAAAAGAACAACCAGGUUAUAUUAUAUUCAAAACAGCCAAAAAAUAAAAAUCAAUUGCUCAUCAACCACUCUCUCAUAAAAUUCAUUUUCUAUUUUCCAUUUACUUUUUUUUUUAUUUUGUUUUUUCUUCUAAUUUUUCCUUAUUUUCAAUAACUUUCUCUUUGUUGAAAACUAGGGUUUGCGCUAAUGGUGGGUUUUGUCUGUUGAAAUUAGGGUAUUUUUGGGAUAAAUAUUCAAUUCUCCUGUAAGGGAAGUGUGGUUGUAGUGGCUUCCCAAAUAUAUAGGCCUUAGGUUUGAAGGUGAGUUUGGGUUGGAAAAGAUGUCAUCAAAAUAUCAAAUACUUGACAAUAGACCAAUUGAUCAAUGGAAGGUUACAGAGUUGAAAGAAGAACUUAAGAGGCGGAAACUGACAACUCGGGGCUUGAAAGAGGAGUUGGUAAGACGUUUGGAUGAGGCCCUUAGAUUGGAAAGGGAAAAUGCUGAAACUGAGGAAGAUAAUGGUUUUAAUUCUGAUCCCCAGCCUACAGAUGAGGGAGGGAUUGAAAAGGCAAUGGCAGUUAUUGUUGAGACAGUUAAAGAUGAUGUGGAUCAUAGUAGCAGUGAGAUCAAGAAGGAGAGUGGGGUGAAGGUUCAUGUUGACAUUAAUGAGAGUGCAGCUGCUUUGGGUCAUGAAGGAGUUCAAGGAAGCGACAGCUUGGUGGAAAAGGAGCUUGUUUCUGAAACCACUACUAUUCAGACUGAGAUAAUGGUUACCAAGAAUGUGGUAUCUGAGGUACCAUCUACUGAGAAAGAGAGCUCAGGGCAAAAUGAGAAUGUGUAUACUGAUAUCAAAGUGGAGAGUGAGGAUCCUAAGCUCCAGUUCGAGACUGAUGAUCCAAAGCCUGAGGUGGAGAAUGAUGAUCCAAAGGGCCAACUGCAGGGUUCAAAUCCUCAGCUGGAGGGUGAUGAUGAUUCGAAGCCUCAGCUGGACAUUGAAGAUUCGAAGGUGCAGCUGGAGAACGAGGGUUUGAAGGUUCUACACGAGGAUGACGUGCAUGAUUCUUCUGCUCCGAACAUCCAGGUAUCUGAGGUCAGCCCUGAUUUAGGGUUGCAAGUAAAAUCUGAUUCUAUAUCUACUGAUUCUGUCUCAAAUAAUGAAAAGAUUGAAUUAAAGGAUAAUAUACUUGCUGAUAAUGUCAAAUUAGACUUAGAUGUUGUAAAGCCAGAGAUGGUGGAACCAUCAUCCAGCAAUGUUGUCCCAAUUAGUGGUGAAUCACAUCCAAUGGAUGUUGAAGAUCUGCCUGAGAACAAGGCACCUGUUGAUGGGAGAGAUGGCAAGAAUGUUACAAAUGUAGACAUGGGUAAUAAAAAUGACAGUGCUGAGACAACCUACUCGGAAAAAUUAAAUUUGGAUAGAAGUUCUGGUGAUGACUCUAUGGAGGAGGAUAUGCUUGAGAGUAAACAAAUUGAUUCAAAAUGUAGUGCUGAUGAAAUGGGAGAUAAGAGUGAGAAUAAUGGAGCACCUAUUAUCAAGGAGAAAAGUCCUCUUGGUGAUGUAAGAGAUGAUUUAUCUGUAGAUAAAAAGGACACCUUGGUUGAGAAUAAGAGCCGGUCUUUUGUUCCUGCUGAGAAAAGAAAGCUUCAUGAUCAGGAACCUGUUGGUAACAAUGAGCUUGCAAAACGGCGCAAAUGGAAUUCUGACAAUAUAGAAGUUACAGAACAUCAAGGCUCUAAUCUUACAGCCAUCAGCACACCUAAAGACACCCCUCAGCCUGCUGCUUUGAGACGUAACUUCUCUAGAUCAGACUCAACAGCAAGUGAAGGUGCACAAAAGGAACGAGUUGUUCCCCCUUCUCAAAAUGCUCCUACCACGUCCCUCAGAAUUGAUCAUUUUCUGCGCCCUUUUACCUUGAAAGCUGUACAAGAACUUCUAGGGAAAACUGGGACUGUAACUAGCUUCUGGAUGGACCACAUUAAGACCCAUUGCUAUGUUACAUAUUCAUCUGUAGAAGAAGCAAUAGAGACACGAAAUGCUGUUUACAACCUUCAAUGGCCACCUAAUGGUGGCCGUCUAUUGGUGGCCAACUUUGUUGAUCCCCAGGAAGUUAAAACUCGGCUUGAUGCUCCACCACAGACUCCAACUACUCCUGGGACUUCUGGUUCUACUGCUCCUCAAGCUCAACCUACUUCUCAUCCCCAGCCAUCUUUGCGUCAGCAGGUUUCUAGGCAGCAGUUUCCACCACCUUCUGCACUUCCUCCACCACCACCUUUGCCUAACCCUCCACCAGUUAGAGAACGUCUCCCUCUUCCGCCGCCACCUCCAGAGAAACCAGAUCCUCCCAUUGUCACUCUGGAUGAUCUAUUUUGGAAAACCAAAGCAACUCCUCGGAUCUACUAUUUGCCUUUGUCAGAUGAGCAAGUUGCAGCCAAGCAAGCAGCACAUGGCAGAAACAUCAAGCUGUAGAGAUCAGGUCUGCAGGUUUUGCUUUAUUGGAAGGAAUAGUUCCAGCCAUGCAGGGGGGAGUCCAGUGAUGGCUAUUGGUUUUCUGACAGCUACUUUGGGCUUGAGUUCAAUUUUCAUUUAGCACUAGAAUCCUUCAAACGUUGAGCUCUCUUUAGUUAUGGAUUGAUUCUCCUUUGUUCUAAUUUGGUUUUCCUACAGAACAGUAGCUUCAACUUUUAUGAACCUGAUUUGGUAGAAUCUUACUCACUCUAGAUGUUGUUAUUUUAAUAGAUUUGUCAAAAGGUUAUGUAGACUCCUUGGUAUCAUGUUAUUGAACUCGUUAUAUGUAUGUGUAGGUUUUAUCGUUCUGCUCUUCCUAACUUGAUGAAACAAUGACUAAUGAGUAAUAACAGAGAUUCUUCUCUCCAUCUCAUAAGUUUCAUGUUUUCACUUUUGAAUCACCAUUGUUAUAGAUGAGUUUUAAAGAGUGGGGGGCUCAGAGCAUGAGCCAGAGAUGAAGAGUCCAUUGCCUAGAGGUUGUGAAAAGAGUUGAUGAAGAUCCUGGAAGGGUGUUAUUGGUAUCAGAAUGGGGUUAUCGCUUGCACCAAACUCUGUUCGUAUUGGAAUGGUUAGGAUGAGAUGACUUGAGAAGUGAGGAAGUCUGAAAUUUUUAUACAUAAUUCAAUGUUACUCUGGAGGGAUUUGGAAAACAAGGAACGUGAUUGAUAGAUGUUGAAUGCGUCGAAGGAAUGUUAAUGCUAUAUGGAUGCAGUCCUUGGGAUUAAACUAAAUUUUCUAAAUAUUCAAUAUGUAUUUGAAUUCUAAUAAAAACAAAAUUUUAAAUCUAAA